Molecule: messenger RNA, 2249 nt
Organism: Belonocnema kinseyi
Lineage: Eukaryota; Metazoa; Arthropoda; Insecta; Hymenoptera; Cynipidae
Product: DNA repair and recombination protein RAD52-like
Exons: 6
Coding region: 319-1170 (283 amino acids)
Biological process (GO): double-strand break repair via homologous recombination; mitotic recombination; double-strand break repair via single-strand annealing
Cellular component (GO): nucleus
Source: RefSeq, a predicted model, not a curated record
GAAUAAUUUGAGAUUAGCAACGAAUAAGUAGAGAAUAUACACAAAAUAUAAUUUUUAACACUUACAAAAAUGAUUAAAAUAGCGCUGUAUACUAAGCGCGAAAUUUGAAAUUUAUUACGAACUUAAACGUGUUGAACACCAUAUUUUUCGAAAAAUUACUUACAAUCGAAGUUUUGGUUACUGACGACAAAUAACAAACUAAAACCAGAAUAUUGAAUAAGUAUUUCUCUAUAUUUUACAAGUGAAUUGAAAAAGCAUUUUGAAUCUUCAACUUCUUCUCAAUGAGGAACUAUCAGUAUUAGCAGAGUUAAUGUCAUUAUGUCCUGCAUUAAAGUUCCAGGGCCAAGUGCAGAAUCAUCGAAAAUGGAAAAUAUAGUAAAUCAAGUGGGUGCUGAAUCCAAAUAUAAAGAGUUAAUAGCGUCAGCCAAUAAAGUGUUCGGAAAAGAGUGGAGCCAUGCGGUCACACAUACAACAAUAGAUUUUAUCGACUGCAUUGUGGGAAAGUACCAUGUCGGGUGCCAAGCAACAGUAAAAGUGCAACUCUCUAAUGGAAGGUAUCACGAAGACGUAGGCUACAGUAAUUUCUAUGCUUCGACGAAAGGAUUAGCUGUUGAAAAUGCUCGAUCGAUCUCAAUCACAAGAGCUUUAACUAGAGCAUUGUCUUGCUUUUAUGAAAUGGAAGAUGAAAUGCGACCGAAUGCAUCUCAGCAGAAUUUAACAGAGAAUAUUUCUAAUAUUCCCAAAACCAAAUCUGCAAUAAAGAGACCCAGAACCCCGCCUCCGUCAGCACGAUCAACACCAAAAUUUGCAAGAAGCCCUUUAUCCUUUGAUAGAAUACACGGAAUGAAACCAGUAAUUCCAAAUCGUGCAGAAGUUACAAAUAACGGUCUGCAAGUUCCUCAAGAAAACGAGCAAAUGGAUUUAGUUGAUAUUGUAGAAUUAGAUCUGGACAAUUUUGAUGUUAAUAGUAAUGAUGUGCCUGCUCCUGCGAUUAAUGCUGCUACAUCUGAUUUCCCUGCGUCAACUUCUACGACUAUGACUUCGGAAGAAAUUCGUUUAGCACGAAUAAGAAAACAGAGGGAAAAGAAGGAAGAAUGGGAAAGAGCUGAGAGAGAAAAAGAGAGGCAAAAUCAGCGACCGGAAACCACGCACAAAUCUUCCAAGUUUUGAAGUUUUCAUCAUUGAAUUAUUUUAUAAUUUAUUUUUCAUUUUCGUACAAAGGCGCAUUUUAUUCAUAUAUGGUAUAAGCGUAUUUUAAAAAUUAUGCAUUGUGUCAUUAAAGUUAUUCGUCUAAUUUAUGCAUCACGUUCAUGUACAUUGCCAAAGAAAGAUUUAGAAGUGACUCUUAAUUUGAUACAGAUUUUGUAAAAUUUUUUUUUCGUUUUACUGCUGCGGCAUUAUCCGUAAAAUGUUAUAUUUUUAAUUUCUUCAUUCUGGGAAGUUUAUGAAAACGAUAAGAACUUUUAUAUUUUUAAAUCUUUAAUUACGAAAUAUUCUAAAUCCCGAUAACAAAGAAUAUUUUUCAAACCUCUGAAAUCUGAUAAUAGCCACUGUGGGUACAAUUAUGGCUCAUCAUUUUCGAAAUUCGCCAGAGCUAUUGCAAUAGAAUCUAAAACGAACAAAUCGAUGACUCUUAGAAGCGUUGAACUAUCGAUCUCUUCCGGUUGAAGAAUGCAGCAGAAUUCAGUAUUGUUUUAGUUUAUUUUAAAAACUCGAUUGAAAAGAAAAGAUGUAUUAUUUCAAAAUGGGAACAAUACUGAAUACAAUUUACAAACAUUCCAAAUUAAUUGAAACAAUGCGUGGAAAAUUUAUAUUUGAAAUUCCUACAAGUGUAAAAUUCUUAUAUUUUUGUAUGUAUAAUUAUCCAAAAAUAUAGCAUGGAGAAUUUCGAAGAUUUUUAAUUGAAGGAAUUCCACUUUUGACAAUAUUAAACACUUUUUUGAAUACCUGUGUAGUGAGUAUUAAAAAUGUGUGCAGUUUCUAUUUUAAUUAUUUUAGGGGCUAUCAACAAAAAUUACCUACGUAAUUUGCAAAAGAUCCAAUGUAAUUGGAAAUAUCACUUGCAUUCCUUUAAAAUAUUUUACAUGAAAUGCAAUUGGGUCAAAAUAAGUGAAACGGGCUACCUACAAAUUAUUUCUCUCGGAUUGCUAAGAUGUGUAAUGUAAUCGUCCAAAUUUUCGAUCUCUGGUUUUUAACGGAUCAUUAAGUUUCGGCACGCACAGAAUCCGAAAAUAAUAAAAUUUUGUCUG